AUAUAAGGCAUCUUCUGCUAUUUUUACUUGAUUAAAAAGUAGAUGUAAGUUGGAAGCGAUACAUAUAUCAUCAAUGGACUCCAUCAUCACUAUGGAUGAUCAUGAAGAUGAAGCUGAUCAUCAAGAGCAAGAUCACGUGGUGUCAGGAGAGAGAUUGAGAUUGUACGAAUGCAUAUUCUGCAAGCGCGGGUUCACCACAGCACAGGCUUUGGGUGGACACAUGAACAUCCACAGGAAAGACAGAGCUGCUAAGGGUAGCCCUAACAAUGAUCUGAGUAAUAAUAGUAAGCUACAUCGAGACCCUAGUACUUGCCAUGUAGUCCCUAGAUUCUAUCAGCCGGUUUUCUCAACUCCUAGUGAUCUUCCAUGUUUUUCAUCCACAUCAAGUACUCACGUGCGACCUAUAAACCACGGAAACAAUAAUCAUCAAGAUGUUCAUGGAGUGAUCACUAGUCCAUCAAGCUUACGCCUACAGUUUGGCUACAGGUCACAUGAUCAAAAUCCAAAAAGGACCAUUAAUGGAGGUGGAAAUGAAGAAGACGAACUGGAUUUGGAGCUUCGGCUUGGCCACGAUCCAUGAAAAUGAAAGCCUUCUUAAUUAAUACUAUAUUAUUAGUUUCAUAUGGACUGGCCAUGGCCCUCCAAAUGUCUUUUUGGUAAAUUUUUGGCAAAGGAAGCUUUGAAUUCCUUAAGGUAUAAUUAAUUAUGAUGUUUUUGAGGUAGAAAUCUUAGUUGUUUUCCAUCUUAGUUUAGGGUGGAUACGAGUCACGAGAUACAAUCAUUUUUAUGUUUUGCAUUAA
Lactuca sativa (garden lettuce) is the source of this 800-nucleotide messenger RNA. Its product is annotated as zinc finger protein 5. The record is from RefSeq and is a predicted model, not a curated record. NCBI's taxonomy places the organism in Eukaryota, Viridiplantae, Streptophyta, Magnoliopsida, Asterales, Asteraceae.